AUGAGGACCCCUGGGCCGGGGGCCCCGUCGGUAGGGUGGACCCCUGGGCCGGGGGCCCCGUCGGUAGGGUGGACCCCUGGGCCGGGGGCCCCGUCGGUAGGGUGGACCCCUGGGCCGGGGGCCCCGUCGGUAGGUGUGGCGGGCUGUAGUGUGGCGGGCUGUGGUGUGGCGGGCUGUGGUGUGACGGACUGUGGUGUGGCGGGCUGUGGUGUGGCGGGCUGUGGUGUGACGGACUGUGGUGUGGCGGGCUGUGGUGUGGCGGACUGUGGUGUGACGGGCUGUGGUGUGGCGGGCUGUGGUGUGGCGGGCUGUGGUGUGGCUGUGGUUGUGACGGACUGUGGUGCGGGAGCGUCGGGGUCGACGUGUGGGAGGCGUCGGGGUCGGCGUGUGGGAGGCGUCGGGGUCGGCGUGUGGGAGGCGUCGGGGUCGGCGUGUGGGAGGCGUCGGGGUCGACGUGGGAGGCGCCGGGGUCGACGUGUGGGAGCGUCGGGGUCGACGUGGGGGGCGUGGGGGUCGGCGUGUGGAGGCGUGGGGGUCGACGUGUGGAGCGUGGGGGUCGACGUGGGGGUCGACGUGUGGGAGGCGUGGGGGUCGACGUGUGGGGGACGUGGGGGUGACGUGUCGACGUGUGGGGGUCGACGUGUGGAGGCGGGGUCGACGUGUGGGAGGGUCGGGGUCGACGUGUGGGUCGGGGUCGACGUGUGGGGGCGUCGGGGAGGCGUGGGGACGUGGGGGCGUCGGGGGGAGGCGUGUGGGGUCGACGUGUGUGGGGGCGUCGGGGCCGACGUGGGGGCGUCGGGGGUCGACGUGUGGGAGGGACGUGUGGGAGGCGUCGGGGUCGUGUGGGAGGCGUCGGGGUCGACGUGUGGGAGGCGUCGGGGGUCGAGCGUGGGGAGCGUCGGGGUCGACGUGUGGGGGGUCGACGUGGGGGUCGAGCGUGUGGGGCGUCGGGGUCGACGUGUGGGGGGGUCGCGUGUGGGAGCGUGGGGGUCGGCGCGUGGGGGUCGACGUGUGGGAGGCGUGGGGGUCGACGUGUGGGAGGCGUUGGGGGUCGACGUGUGGGAGCGCGUGGGGGUCGACGUGUGGGAGGCGUGGGGUCGACGUGUGGGGGCGUGGGGGUCGACGUGUGGGAGGCGUUGGGGGUCGACGGUGGAGGCGUUGGGGGUCGACGUGUGGGAGGCGUUGGGGGUCCACGUGUGGGAGGCGUUGGGGGUCGCGGGGAGGCGUUGGGGGGUCGACGUGUGGGAGGCGUUGGGGUCGACGUGGGGAGGCGUUGGGGGUCGACGUGUGGGGGCGUUGGGGGGUCCGCGUGUGGGGGCGUUGGGGGUCGACGGUGGGGGGGCGCGUGGGGGCGUUGGGAUCGACGUGUGGGGGCGUUGGGGGUCGACGUGUGGGGGCGUUGGGGGGUCGACGUGUGGGGGCGUGGGGGUCGACGUGUGGGGGGGCGUGGGGGUCGACGUGUGGGAGGCGUGGGGGUCGACGUGUGGGAGGCGUUGGGGGUCGACGUGUGGGAGGCGUUGGGGGUCGACGUGUGGGAGCGUUGGGGUCGACACCUUGUAG
This is a messenger RNA of Oncorhynchus nerka (sockeye salmon), 1560 nucleotides long. RefSeq lists its product as uncharacterized. Lineage: Eukaryota; Metazoa; Chordata; Actinopteri; Salmoniformes; Salmonidae. The transcript is spliced from 4 exons. The record is from RefSeq and is a predicted model, not a curated record. Bases 1 to 1560 code for a protein of 519 amino acids.